Messenger RNA from Trichobilharzia regenti, 520 nucleotides. The record is from the annotation of a GenBank genome assembly. NCBI's taxonomy places the organism in Eukaryota, Metazoa, Platyhelminthes, Trematoda, Strigeidida, Schistosomatidae.
GUUUGAUUGUAUUGCUGAAAUUGAAUUUGUGGUUAGUGAUAUUACCGGGAUUCUUUGAAGCUAUUCUCGGUGGUGGUCUCAUAUCACUCUUUGGUCAGGUUGCGGCUAUACUUACUGACAUUUGCAGACCAGAUAAUGAAGAAAACAAUAAAAGUGCAAAAAAGAUUCAGUCGAUUGACAGAGAACUAUGGAUAUUAUUUACAGUCUUUGAUGGAAUAGCAAGUUUGAGUAUUUCUGCAGGUUCACCAAUAGGAGGUAAUUAUAACAGAAUGUUCAUUUUACUUAUAUGUUUAAUUUAAGGAAAGGUUAGACAACAUUCAUUUUAGAGAAUUCUUCACCUAUUUCUUGUGUGAAAGUACUUCUAGCUGUCUGUAAAAUUUUCAUUAAUUAUGUGAUUCUAAACUGCGAGAGUUGAAAUGUCACCUUAAAGGGUGAACACAAAUAUUCCAUCGAAAACUUAAAAAGAUUGCUGAUGGCGGUUGUAUUUUUCCGAAUAGACAGCCAACUACUUUGUUUCAAG